AUGGACGGCCAAGGCGACGACAGGCCCGACAGCACCUCACUCAAGCCCGUGUCGUCGCUGAGGGCUCGAUGGGAGAACAUGGGCAAGACGAGCGAAGAUUCGAGCUCGACAUCUACACCAUCUCCAGUGCCGCCGCGGAAUGUCUCCCCAGGGCCGAAGCCGCCCCCAGUGCCCGACACGAGGCCUGUACGAGCAGUCACCCCGGAGAGAGAAGGGAAGCCAGGCGUAAGAGCAGGCAUCAAGCCUAUGGGACUGCAAAUACCUCGGUCGGAGACAGGUGCAAGUUCUGCGCUUCAAAGGACGAAUCCUCCUCCGCUCAGCCCGCGACCAUUGAGGGGCCCGCCGCCACCGGCAGUCUUCAUUGACCCUCCUCAGUCGCCCCCGAAGGGCAGAGCUACGAACGCUGCCCCUAUCCUGGAAGCGCGGCAGCUCAACGUGGAUCCGACAAAAGCUCCUGGUACCCCCACGACCUCGUCUCCGCGCUCGUUCAAGAUCCCCAGUCGGCCUCACACACCGGUGUUUGAGCCGCGCCGGUCGCCGAGGCUUUCCGCGACUUCAGGUCCCCCAUCGCCGCCUCCGCCGAGGCGUUCUGGAGAAUUGAAGAGGGACCGGGACGCAAGGGGACCGCCACCGGUGCCUCCACCUAUCAAUCGCGCAGAGAAGCCUGGUAAUCGGUUGUCACAGUUGCUCAGUCUAGACGCGCAUCGCUUUGAACCGCCUCGCGCGGCUGUUCCUGAGGUCUCGCCCUUUAGCAGCCCGCCCAGCAGUCCUGGCCGUGAGGAACCACCGCCGCCGCCGCCGCCCGCGCUCCCAGACCGCCCCUCAGAACGGCCCUUGUCGAAACCUCCACCACCAAGGAUACCUUCUGGUGUAACCAGAAAUAACACCGUUGCUGGCAUUGGUAAGAGGGAGCUUAAUGGUUAUGGAAGGGGAGUCACCAUUCCAGCCGCAGCAGAGCCGGCAGCUCCAGCUCUGCCGUCUCGGCCACAGUCUGUGAUGAUUACGCAGCCCGCAAAGAUACUCUCGGGGUCAAUGCCGCCUCCUCCACGUCCACCGCGACUAGGCGUGGUAACAUCAGUUGCCACCAUCCCGGAACAUCGUCCUUCGCCAUCAGAGCCUAAGCGGGUAGUGUCGACGCCUACCACACAAACAACACCACAGUUCGCCCCUCCUCCAACUCGAACUCACGGAAGAUCGAUGACGGUCGAUAGAACAUCAGAUCGAACGCCUCAGGAGUUCCGGGUCCCGCCAAAAAGGGUAGGUCCGGUGGCAGAAACUGGUACACGGACUACUGAAAUACUGGCCUCCGUACCUACCACCACCACAGCUCAAGGAACAACGCAGUUUCCCGAUGCUUCCCGAAUCAACAGACGGCCACCUUUCACCAAGAAAGGCAUACACGAAAUUUCUACAAAGUAUGACACGCGAAUAUUCGACGUUUGCGGGCAAUACGUAUGCACUAGUGGGCCGCUUACACGAGUCUGGAGUUUGCUUGACGGCGAGUUGCUCACGAGUUUUGCCCACGGUGAAGGCGUCAAGGCGACUGCCGUUGCCUUCAAAUGUGGCCUCCACGUAGAUGAGGAAGGGGCGCGUAUUUGGAUUGGUAAUAAUCUUGGAGAGGUGAUGGAAGCUGAUAUCGGAACACAAAGCAUUGUCGGCAAUAAAUCGAUAGCCCAUGGACGGAGCGAAAUCGUCAAAAUUUAUAGGCAUUACAACGAAAUGUGGACAUUAGACGAGUCUGGCACACUACAUGUGUGGGGACCAGAUAGUGACGGUUUACCAAACCUGAACAACCCUCCACACCAAACCUUCCGUCUGCCAAGAGGACACUCCUUUUCUAUGUUGGUGGGGGAUGAAAUCUGGCAUGCGACAGGAAAGGAGAUUCGGGUUUUUGCGCCCACCCUUGAUGGUAGGACGCAAGUUCAAGUACUCAUGCGUCCCAUGAUCGCAGAAGGCGCAUCGGAAGUCACGUCGGGCGCCCUGGUUAAGUCGCAGAAGGAUAAGGUGUAUUUCGGUCAUGCUGAUGGUAAAGUCAGCAUAUGGUCUCAGCAUGAUUUCUCCUGUAUCAGUGUGCUGAGUAUCAGCACAUACAAGAUCAGCUGCCUCGCAGGGGUAGGACGGCAGUUGUGGGCAGGCUAUAACACCGGUAAAAUCUGUGUGUACGAUAUCGACCAAUCGCCAUGGAUCGUAAAGAAGGACUGGCAGGCUCAUAACAACCCCGUGGUCAAGAUUCAUACCGAUCAAGCAAGCUGUUACAGGCUGGAUCGUCUACAAGUCGUCUCAUUGGGCGCCGACAACCUGGUGAGGUCAUGGGAUGGUAUGCUACAGGAAGACUACCUUGAAAGCGAGAUGAAACGACUGGACAACCACUAUUGCGACUUUGAGGAUAUAAAGGCAAUGGUCAUGACAUGGAACGCAGGUGCUUCUACGCCCAACAGUCUCAGAUAUUCCGACCAGGACUCUGUCUUCAUCCAGAAUCUACUGCGGUCGAGCGAUUCGCCGGAAAUUCUUAUCUUCGGUUUCCAGGAGUUGGUUGAUCUGGAGGACAAGACAGCAACGGCAAAAAGGUUGUUCAAGUCGAAAAAGAAGGAUGCCGUAACGGAUCAAGAACGAAUGAGUCACCAAUACCGAGACUGGCGCGAUUUCUUGGCAAGAAGCCUAGACGAUUUCAUGCCGGCUGACUGCCUGUACCACCUCCUCCAUACUUCCACUCUGGUUGGCUUGUUCACGUGUAUAUUUGUCAAAUCAACAAUUCGGGAUCGAAUUCGGAACUUGAGCAGCGCAGACGUCAAGCGUGGUAUGGGCGGUUUACAUGGAAACAAAGGCGCAAUCGUCGUCAAGUUUAUGCUGGACGAUACAUCGAUGUGCUUCAUCAACUGCCACUUGGCAGCCGGCCAACAACAUGCAAACAGCCGUCACAACGAUAUUGCAGCAAUCAUGGAGGGCAGUAUACUGCCGGUCGAACCAGAUCCUAAUGUUCGCGUAGACAGCUACAUUGGUGGGGGUGAUGGCACCAUGAUUAUGGACCACGAAAUCUGCCUGCUCAAUGGCGAUCUAAACUAUCGAAUAGACACAAUGUCUCGAGAUACAGUAGUCGCCGCCGUAAAGUCCAACAAUCUAGCCAAGCUGCUCGACAGAGAUCAACUGCUUGUUGCCAAGCGGCGAAACCCUGCGUUCAAACUGAGGGCUUUCGAAGAGAUGCCUAUCCAAUUCGCACCCACCUACAAGUAUGAUGUAGGGACUGAUAACUACGACUCCAGCGAGAAGAAACGCUCUCCCGCUUGGUGUGAUCGCCUCCUUCACCGCGGCGAUGGCAGGAUUCAACAACUUGACUAUAGGCGACACGAGGUACGGGUGUCUGAUCACAGGCCUGUAUCCGGCCGCUUCAAGUUUACGAUCAAGACCGUCUCCCCCAAGAAACGAGCCAUGACUUGGGCGGACUGCCAGGCGCGCUUCGAAGAUCUGAAGGAGAAGGAGGCGAACGAAGAAAAGCUACUCUAUCUCAUGCAUAUAAUUGGAUACGAUGCAGCAACAAGUACGCAGAUCAUUCGCGACAAGGCCAGUAGGAAGUUGUCGCGAAGUCCGAGUCGAGUUGCGGCCUAG
Molecule: messenger RNA, 3603 nt
Organism: Truncatella angustata
Lineage: Eukaryota; Fungi; Ascomycota; Sordariomycetes; Amphisphaeriales; Sporocadaceae
Product: Endonuclease/exonuclease/phosphatase
Exons: 2
Coding region: 1-3603 (1200 amino acids)
Biological process (GO): phosphatidylinositol dephosphorylation
Molecular function (GO): protein binding; phosphatidylinositol-4,5-bisphosphate 5-phosphatase activity
Source: RefSeq, a predicted model, not a curated record